Salmo salar (Atlantic salmon) is the source of this 1159-nucleotide messenger RNA. It is a transcript of the gene snapc5, whose product is annotated as small nuclear RNA activating complex, polypeptide 5. Gene Ontology annotation, biological process: transcription initiation at RNA polymerase III promoter; transcription by RNA polymerase II. The record is from RefSeq and is a predicted model, not a curated record. Gene Ontology annotation, cellular component: nucleus. NCBI's taxonomy places the organism in Eukaryota, Metazoa, Chordata, Actinopteri, Salmoniformes, Salmonidae.
GACCGGAAAUUACAACCCGGAAAUGCGCGGAAGGAAAACCACGUGAAUGAACAACGGAAGAGACUACAACAACAUAACGAGCAGCAGCAGCAGCAGCGUUUUGUAUUAUUAUCAUCGGCGGUACCGUAAAGUAGACCGGUUAUCAUUCAGACAUAACAGGACUUUAUUAGCUGGAUAGUUAUCCAUAUCGAUGUGCACCUAGCUGGUCUGCCAGUGGCCUUGUGUUUACUGCACACAGAGAGAGGAGAAACAAACGGAACAGAUUUUUGUGAAGUAUUUAGGAAUGGUCUAACUCCACCAGACACCAUGUUGAGUCGUCUACAGGAGCUGAAGAAGGAAGAGGAGACUCUCCUAAAGAUUAAAGUUAUGCUGCAGGACCAGCUCAACAGACUCAAGUUUGAAGAAGGGGCCCUAAAGUCCAUCAUCAACGCUCAGACAGACGAAGGUCCUUCACAACCUGCCAGUCCUCCUGAGGUUCCUCUGAACCUGGAUGACGAAGCAGUGAUCAACCAGACCAAACUGCUGCUGAGUGGUCCUGUAGACUACCACAUAGAGGAGGAAGAGGAGGAGGAAGAGGAGGAGGAAGAGGAGGACGACGACAACAAUGAGCUUGAAGCAGUGCCUGAGGAAGACGAGGAGGAGGACGACGAUUAUUACUGAGUGGUCCUGUAGACUACCACGUAGAGGAGGAAGAGGAGGAGGAGGAAGAGGAUGAUGAGGAGGAGGAUCACGACAACAACAAAUGAGCUAGAAGCAGUGCCUGAGGAAGAGGAGGAGGAAGAGGAGGAGGAGGAGGAAGAGGAGGACGACGACAACAAUGAGCUAGAAGCAGUGCCUGAGGAAGACGAGGAGGAGGACGACGAUUUAUUACUGAGUGGACCCGUUCCCAAAUGGCCCCUUAUUCCCAAUGUAGUGCACUAGGUUUGAGCAGGGAAUAGUACCUUGCCAAAUGUAGUGCACUACAUAGGGAAUAGAAUGUGAUUUGGGAUGUAGCCAGUGUUUUAACCUCCAGUACUUAAAUGCCACUGAAGAGGAGAUGUGUAUAUAAUAUUACAGACGUUUUUGUUUUGUUUUGCAUCCUGUACUUCUGAAGUUAUUUAUUAGAGAGUGUUAAACUAGAAGAUGUACAGUUGUAAAUAAAAUGUAGCCUGGGUGCAAA